Wickerhamiella sorbophila is the source of this 864-nucleotide messenger RNA. RefSeq names its product Glucose-6-phosphate 1-epimerase. The record is from RefSeq and is a predicted model, not a curated record. Gene Ontology annotation, molecular function: carbohydrate binding; isomerase activity. Gene Ontology annotation, biological process: carbohydrate metabolic process. Lineage: Eukaryota; Fungi; Ascomycota; Dipodascomycetes; Dipodascales; Trichomonascaceae. The coding region runs from base 1 to 864 and encodes 287 amino acids. The transcript has a single exon.
AUGACAGUUACCAGCUUUGACGACUCUGUUGAAAUUGCUCUUGGAUCCAACACACAGACCAGUGUCAAGAUCCUGAACUAUGGUGCGACUGUGUUGUCCUGGAAAAUCAACGGCAAGGAACAGCUCUGGCUCUCUGAGGCUUCCAAGUUGGAUGGCUCGAGAGCAGUUCGCGGUGGAAUCCCAUUGGUGUUCCCCCGCUUUGGUCCUGCUUCGGGUAAUCAUCCCGCAACCGACAAGCUGCCCCAGCAUGGCUUUGCCCGCAGCGUUACGUGGGAAUUACUCGGUCAAGUCGACGAUCACACCGUGCAGUUUGGCCUUGGACCUGAAAACUUGCCCAAAGACAUUGCCGCAGCCUGGUCCUAUGAUUUCACCCUGAUCUACACUGUUCAGCUGCUGCAGGAUAGUCUCAAGAUCAGCCUCGAUGUCAAGAACCCCGGCAAGGAAGCCUUCGACUUUAAUGUUCUCUUCCACACGUACUUUGCUGUUCCCGAGGUGCAGAACGUCACUGUCGCUGGUCUCAACAAGCUUGCGUACUUUGACAAGGUUGCAUCAGCUCAAGUUGCCAGCGACAGCGAGAAAGAGGUCACUUUCUGCAAGGAGACCGACCGGGUCUACAGAAACUCUCCGGCCCAGGUCGAAAUCAAAGAAGGCUCCAAGACACUGUUCACUGUGCAGGCCUCGAACCUCAAGGACACGGUCGUCUGGAACCCGUGGACCGAGAAGGCCCAGGAAAUGUCCGACUGGGCCCCCAAGAAUGGUUUCCACCAAAUGGUCUGCGUCGAAAGCGGCGUGGUCGCCGACUUUGCCAAGCUCGCAUCCGACGCCUCGUGGACGGGCAGCGUCAUUCUUAAAGCUCACAUUUAA